Messenger RNA from Aspergillus nomiae NRRL 13137, 6795 nucleotides. Its product is annotated as Beige/BEACH domain protein. Lineage: Eukaryota; Fungi; Ascomycota; Eurotiomycetes; Eurotiales; Aspergillaceae. The record is from RefSeq and is a predicted model, not a curated record. Gene Ontology annotation, molecular function: protein binding. Bases 1 to 6795 code for a protein of 2264 amino acids. The transcript has 9 exons.
AUGAGCCGGUCCACUUCCGCCCUCUCGCGGUCCCCGUCCUCGUCAACCCAACGGCCGUCGGCCCCCGAAUUAAGUCCUGUCCUCGAUAGAUUGACAGUUAUCUGCGGGGAGGAUAUAGUAACGUCUCAGAUUGCCUCCACUGCAACCGAAUGCCUGCUUCGCCUUCGUCACACAUUCAUCGAUAACAAGCACCCAACAGAGGCAAAGGAGACCUUCCGACAUCUGCAUGGGUUUCAGACCCUGCUAGACCUUCUACGAAAGAUCUCACAAGGUUAUGAUUCGCAAGCGUCAUCCAAGGAUGAGAGGAAGGAUCUGCUAUCCGUGUACAAAGAUGCGUUGGCAGUUCUGGCCGAGAGCUUGAGGGAGCAUGUCGGGAACAAAAGGUACUUUGCGAACCGGAUCGCCGGGGGAGGUGAAGUGGCAUUGGAAGAAGCUUUCACGAUCUUGGCUAGGAAGGUAGACUCCAUCCAAGGUGAUACGGAGCAAUUUUACGGUGCGAUCUUAGCAGCGGCCCUUUGCCAGGAGACAGUUGCCAGUAUAUUCACAACCCUGAGUACUAAAUUCCAAACUGCCGAGGAGCUAUCUUUGGAUGGCAUUAGAGAAGAAGUGGACCGAUGCGUAGGAAAAUCAGAAACAGUCGAAGUGCCAGAGCUCCUGGGCCCAUUUGUUCGAGUAUGGCUUACCCAGUCGUCUGCCUCCAUAUCCGAGCACAGAGUCCAGAGACUAGCCGUGCCGGCAUGUCUAGUCCAACUCGCCGCACAGUCUCAGAGGAAUAUCACGAUGCUGCACUCCACUGGCAUUAUAACACUGAUUCUGCCGCUCUUGUUCAACGAGGAACGCCCGGAACCCGAGAGACAACUCUAUCAAGAGUUAGCAAAAAUGCUCUGUGCUCUGGGAAUCAGUAACUUGAAUGAUGUGGCUGCUUUAUACCAACAAGCCCAUGAUUGCCCCAAGGUCCUUCAGUUCCUGGUUGAUGUUUUGAAGUGCUCCAAGGAACCUCCUUCAAUACAGUUCGAUUUAUCGUUGCAUGGUUAUUGCUCUUUAGAGUUAUCAACCAUGGGCCGCUCAUUCCCACCUGCAACUUCUUCUGGUUAUACUCUAGCAGUCUGGGCCCGCUUUGACCAGUUUGACAAGAAUACUCACACGACAAUCUUUGGAGCCUUUGAUGCCAGCCAAACUUGCUUCCUGCUCGCAUACCUUGAAAAGGAUACUCGCAACUUUAUAUUGCAGACCUCGAUCAAGGGAGCUCGUCCUAGCGUUCGAUUCAAUUGCGAUACCGCAAGCUUGGAUGACGCGAGUUGGCGCAUCGGCGGCUGUGCGGCGGUUCAUUUGAGCUUGGUUCAUGCGGCCAGGAGUGCUGAAUCUACACUUUUGGCGGUCGAAGCGCUGUAUGAAGCUGUACAAGACAAUUGGCGAAAUAGCGAAGCAAUGGAAAAGGAGAAUGGUUAUGGAAUCCUUGCGGCAUUGUUGCGCGAAAAGCUGGCAUGGCCAGCAACGGGUGCUACUACGGGCUCGAAGACGUCCAACGUCUGCUCCACAUACGAAGAGCGAUCUACACUGGCAUUCGACCUCCUUCGUUUGACCCUUAAGUUUGUCGGCUAUGAUUUUGACCAACCGAAUCGCUCCAUCAUCACGAACCCACUAGCAUAUAGAGUCUUGCUCGUUGACCUGGAGGUGUGGAGAUAUGGCGAGAUGUCUCUUAUUGAGUUGUAUUAUUCCCAAUACUGCAUAUUCGCCAGUGAAAGCAAGUUCCGUCGGUUCAAUGCAAAGCGCCUCGCCCGCAUGCGUGUUAAUAAAAAGCUACUCGAGGCUCUUAAGGGUGAGGAAUUUACAAUGGAGGGACUGCGACUGUUUACUUCGGCCUUUGGAUCAUUGAUGGAGGGCUGCCUGUCAGCAGAUUUGCUCCGUUUCCUAGCACUCUUCAUCACCUAUGGUAUCCACAAGCCAAAGGAGCCAAGCAGGUUACAGAAAAAGAAGAGCCUCCGAUUCACUACUGCUGCAAGGCAGCCCACGCCCAAUCCCGAUAAGAAGUACGUUUCAAGCACUACGAUAGCGAUAGAGAUGCUUAGGAUGUAUUGCUCUCUUCUAUGCAAUGCACAUGACCUGGGGCCGAUUAAGAGGUUUGCUAAAGCUGUUACAAACAAGUGGCUUUUAUACCUCAUGUGUGAGGACGAACCUGAGAUUGUCAUUUUGGCGACGAAGAUCAUGGCUCGUUUGAUAGUAAUCCACGGGGCCAGCUACAGCAAGAAGUUCAACGAUAAGACUGGCGGUUAUAUUAUAAUGCGACACUAUCUAAAUAAAUGGUGGAGCAUCCCAAUAAUGUGGCCUAUCUGCUUUUCUAUACUAUUUGGUGUUGAUAUUGGCAAGGCCAAUGUUGAUAAACCAUUUGAUCAGCUUUCUCUUUCCGAGCUUUUCUGCCUCAAUGGGGAAGCCCAGGUUGUCUAUCCUGAGAUGCUCCCAGUCAUCUCCGACAUGUUGCAGUCUGGACUGAAGCAAACAGUAUUCGCCGAGGACUUCUCGAUGGUCAAUGAACAGAACCCCGAUGCUCUCCAGGAUCGACUCGCUCAAAUCACCAAACCGUCCAUGUCAUCUCCUACACCUGCCGGUACUACGGGUGCACAACUGUCGCUUUUAACCUCUAUUGUUGAUUUUUUUGCUCUAGCGCAGAUAAAGUCACAAAGCUACCGUGAAUUUGCAGCACGCCCUGAAUACGUUCAAAGCCUAGUUUCUAUACUUUUCCCCGUUGUUAUCGGCUCCGAUCCCGUGAGUCCGAAUGUUGAAUUGAGCUCUCAUACGGGUAGUCUAGCGUUUGAUGAUCAUAAUUUGGUGUCUCGCCCACGAUCACGAAGGACAUCUGAACUACGAACAACGACUGUCGAACAGCCUGGGAGCCAUGAUGAUAGUGGUGGACCUCUCAGACGUGGUUCAUCUUUCAUCCUAGUCACCUCCGAUCGAGGGAAGCAUAUGCCAUCCUCUCUUCGCAUACGUCGUGCUUUUCCGCAUGUGAGAAUUGAAAGCAAAGGCACGACUAGCCAUCCUUUGAUAACUGCUAUCCUUAAUCUAGCCCUUGCUGUGUUUUCGGAGCAGCUCCUGGAAAGGAAGGAGUUCUCUGGUCUUGGACUCUACCUUAGGACGCCUCCAGGAUUCCCCGAGCACCAGGCGUACUUCAACUCCUGGGUGUUGCGCAGCCUUCUAUCUACACUCCAGGAUGCCAUAUUCUCAAGGGUCGAGUUGUUGUCCGAACCACGCGUGCUAACUAACUUGGGGCGCUUCGCAACGCAUUUAGGGGAAGCAGUCUAUGAGGGUUGGUUUGUUGACGGCGCCACAGCUACUCUUGAAUUCGCAGGAACAAUCUUGGAAUAUCUGCAACGACCUGAGGUCUCGCGCCUAAAAAGUAUACGGCUUUGCAGUCAGGCGAUAGCAACAAUUCGUUCGACAGUAUUUCGUGUGGUUUUAUUGGGGCUAUCAGAAGUUGAUGGGACAGAGGCACUUUCAUUCCUAAAACGGCUCUCAUAUUGGCAGGUCGUACUGCUUUCUGGGGAAACUCAGCCCGAUCAUCUGCAGUUACUGUGUUAUCUUCUCUACACGAAAUUAAUCGACAGGAAUGAAAAUGUACGCCUAGCGACGGCCGGUCUUUUUAGAAUCAUGCUAGUGCAAAAGCCGAUAGAGAUGUCCGCCAUCCUAAGCCAAGCGACACCGCCUUUACAGCAGCGUCUUUCCGGUGGAUUUGAGGCUCUUGUUGGCAUGGAUGAUAUUGCCUUUUUGCAAUGGGUUGACGACCAGGACGACGAUCUGAACGCUCUGUUCUUCGGAAUCCUAUCAAAAGCUUGGGAAACUUUUGUCCAAGAAGAAAAUACGAGUUCAGAGUCAUCAGCUCGCAGUCGAAUUUCUAGGCGUCAAGAAAAGCUGAAACAGUGGGGCCAGGUGGAAAAGCUCGGUGAAGAAGUGAUACGCAAGCACGAGGCUACAUUCCCUCACUGGGUAUCGAACAUAUCAGCCUCAGAGUUUCUGAAGUAUCAAAGAGCACUACAGGAUCAAGCGGAUAGUUCCACAUUUAUGUGGGCGGCACUGGCGCAUCUGAAUAUGGACUUGCGACGUUAUGGGGGUGUUUUUGCUGAACAGAAGGAGCGAAGAUGGCGCCUUGACCAAACUGAAGGGCGAAGCCGUAUGCGACUACGUACUGUACCGGAUGAUUCAGGGGAUCGUCAAGAUUAUCAACCGAAACGGAAGGCUUCAGAGCCUCCGGCGAUGAGGUUAGACACAAAUGUCACAUCUUCAAACGGUGACUCUCUGGGUCUGACUCCCACUGCCAUGGCUGCCGACCACUCGGAGGGCAAUCCUCAGGGUAUUGGUCCCGACAGUAGGAGCGUAUUUGAAGAAAGCUUCGAGAUGAUUGACGACCCGAAGGCUGAUCUUGAAGAAUACGAAGACAAGAACAGAAAGGUCAUGAGAAGCCUUCACCGUGGUGACCAAGUCGAUAGCGUAUGCAACAUGUCUCGCAUUGUCGGAUUGGAGGCAUGUGAAGGCCUUUUAAUCCUUGGGAAAGACCACAUCUACAUUCUAGAUAACUUUUUCCAGAGGUCAGAUGGCGAGAUUGUCAAUGUCUGGCAAGCUCCUACAGAGGAACGAGACCCUUAUGUUCGCAUGAUCACUGGCCGGGAAUCCAAUGAACGUAAAUCACAGGAGCAUGAAACUAGAAGUUGGAAGUGGUCGGACCUGAUCAGCGUCUCCAAGAGGCGGUUUCUUUUUCGUGAUGUGGCCCUCGAAAUAUUCUUUACUGACGGAACUAGCUAUUUGCUGACCCUCAUCUCGUCGCCCGCUCGGGAUAACCUUUGCAGCCAACUUGCAACUAAGGCGCCGCAAGUGACAGGGAGCGUUGGCCACUCGCGACCGGAAGAUGUCUGGAGAUUCGAAACCCUUCGGAGCCCGGAAGAUGCACCUCAGUCUCUUGGGUCAAGAUUUGCUAGUGUCUUUGGUCAUUCACCGGCGCAUCCUGCAACCCGGAAGUGGGUGAAGGGUGAAAUUUCUAACUUUCAUUAUCUCAUGCUUAUCAACACCCUCGCUGGAAGGACAUUUAACGAUCUGACCCAGUACCCUGUUUUCCCUUGGGUGCUUGCUGAUUAUACAAGCGAGGAGCUGGAUUUGACUAACCCACAAACCUUCCGUGACCUAUCGAAGCCUAUGGGUUGUCAAACUCCUGAGCGAGAGGGCGAGUUCAGAGAACGAUACAAAGCUUUCGCAGAGAUGGGGGCGGGCGAUUCUCCUCCAUUUCAUUACGGAACUCACUAUUCUUCAGCAAUGAUUGUCAGCUCAUAUUUAAUCCGUCUUCAGCCGUUUGUAAAGUCAUACCUCUUACUUCAGGGUGGCACAUUCGAUCAUGCUGACCGUCUUUUCUACUCUAUUGGAAAGGCUUGGGAAUCCGCUUCACGCGGGAACAUGUCGGACGUGAGAGAGCUUAUACCCGAAUUUUUCUACCUCCCUGAAUUCCUCGUCAAUUCCAAUAAAUUUGAUUUUGGAGUCCUACAGAACAUGACUACUGCGAUUGAUUCUGUGGAAUUGCCACCAUGGGCCAAGGGCGAUCCAAAAAUCUUUAUCCAAAAACAUCGUGAAGCGUUGGAAAGCCCUUAUGUGACUCAGAAUCUGCACCAUUGGAUUGACUUGGUAUUUGGUUGCAAACAGAAAGGCGAGGCCGCCAUUGAAGCGGUCAAUGUUUUCCAUCACCUGUCAUACCAAGGGGCCAAAGAUGUUGAUGCUAUCGACGACCCUGUGGAACGACUAGCUACAAUUGGCAUCAUUCACAACUUUGGGCAGACACCAUACCAGAUCUUCAAUCGCCCUCACUCUCAGAGGGAGGAUGUACGACACAAGGUCGCACGACUGGAUCGCCUCGCUGAGUCUCUUACACAGCAGCCACUUUCACUUCUAGACAUCGGUGAACGGGUAUCUUCGCUUUCAAUGAAGCAGGAUCGAUUGUUGUGUGCUGCAGCUCUCAGGUUAAAUAUCCCACCGGCUUAUGAUAAGUAUAUGGAAUGGGGCUUCUUCGAUGGUAGCGUGAGAUUCUAUUCCGCGGAUAGUCGAAAGCUUCUUGGACACUUCGAACAUCUUCAUAUUGGCCAGCUAUCAGCUGCAGUAUUUGCAGAUUCUCGUACGCUAGUCACCUCAGGAGCAGAUUGUACCGUCUCGACAUGGACCUUCACCUCCACAGCAAAGUCUGUAGAUUUGCAACCUGCAGGAUCUCUCUUCGGACAUCGCUCGCCUGUCACGGUCUUAGCAGUGUCGCGGUCAUUUAGUGUUCUUCUUUCUGCGUCUACUGAUGGUCAAAUCAUGCUUUGGGAUCUCAACCGCCAAACCUUCGUUCGCGAGCUUCCAGCCAAAGGACAUGUAGAUUGUGCGAGAAUCAACGAUGUGACAGGGGAUAUCGCAGUCUGUCGGGGAAGUCGUAUCAGCCUCUACACACUCAAUGGAGCACUAUUGCUAGACCAGGCUGUGUGCGAGUCAGACGAUGAUCAAGUGAUGUCCUGUGUCUUCUACGAGGGCAUCAACAAUGAGUGGCAGGAGCGAGAGCUUCUCUUCACUGGUCACCGGCGAGGUGUCGUCAAUAUAUGGAAUAAAAUCGUUCACAAUGGACGUUUCGAGUUUGAAUUAAUUCGACAACUUCAUCAUACCGACAGCAGUCGUGACAAUGGUGCUAAUAUCUCCUCCGGUAUUAGCUGUAUUCUUACGCUGCCACAUGUGGUCUACACUGGAGAUGAAGCAGGGAAAGUGUAUGAAUGGAGCUGUGUCCAGCGUCGUUAG